CGAAACAUGUUAAGUAAAAAAAUUGGAGUAAGCAAAAUGUAUACAAACCAAGUAGGCACACAAUCACAACAUUUCUCAAUUGUCAAAUUGUCAUAGUUCCAAAAUUUUCUCCUACCUUUUCUCUUCUCAAUUACCCCUCUCUUUUGGAGUGCAACUUUUACAGAAAAACACUCGAAAGUGCAGAAAAUCGGUGCGCAACAUUCACACAACAAUGGCGAUGACAAUGGACUCUGAAGAAUUCGCAAUCGGAUGUGUACUCUCAAUCAAAACUACACUAGGCGACGAAUUCGAAGCCCAAGUCAUCACCUUUGAUCGAGCUUCCAACGUCCUCGUUCUUCAAGAGGGUUCAAAAUCUGGACCUCGAAAAAAUUUGAGGUUGUUGAAGGCUAAUUAUAUUAAAGAAUUUACAUUUUUGCGCCAAGCUGAAGAUCCCCUUGAUCUUAAAAAUUGUUAUCUCGAUCUUUCUUCUCUUCAAGCUAGAGAGGAAUCUGCUAUUAGGCAAGCGGAGAUUGAAGCGGAGAGGAUUGGAGUGGGAGUGACGGCUGAAGCUCAGAACAUUUUUGAUGCUUUGUCGAAAACGCUUCCUGUGCGCUGGGAUAAGACUGUUAUAGUUGUGAUGGAUCAAGUACGAGUUAGUCAUCCAUAUUUUCCCGAAUCUGUUUCUGGAGGUACUCCGGUAGCAAAUGAGCGUGUCAAGAAAGUGCUUGAACUUGAAAGGAAGAGGCUGCAUGCUCGUGGGUCAUCUUCAUAAUCUUCUCACCUUGCUGAUAUGUGUAUCUGCUGUGGGAAGAGCACCAAGGUAUGCAUUAGGAGGGUUUUUGUCAUCAUACCAGAAUCUCUCUAUGAUUGUGUUGCCUUGGUCCAGACACUGCCGAAGCACAUAUGAAUGAAGAAAGAUGACUUUUCACGCAUUGUUUCUUGUAGCUGAUGUCAAAGAGGGCUGGCGUCAAUCGAAGAUCUUAAAUGUCAUUACAGUAGAUCUAAAAAUGGCAUGGAAAAUGUUUUGCUUAGUGUCACAUAUCUCCUGUUUUUCCUUCUCUUUUGUCAGGCUAUGAGGGUAUUUACAGGACUGAGAUUAACAUCUCAGAUAUCAUACUGUUGGAAAAUAGAAUAUUUGUUCAGUGAAUCGAACUUGCAUUAAUCGAUUAUGAUGUAUUGUGUGGGAGUAUAGAGCUGAGGUUGCAGGGAAAGAACAAGACCGUUUUAUACAUGACUUGAUGAGAAAUUUGCAUUCA
Messenger RNA from Chenopodium quinoa (quinoa), 1235 nucleotides. Its product is annotated as protein LSM12 homolog. The transcript has 5 exons. The record is from RefSeq and is a predicted model, not a curated record. Bases 212 to 751 code for a protein of 179 amino acids. NCBI's taxonomy places the organism in Eukaryota, Viridiplantae, Streptophyta, Magnoliopsida, Caryophyllales, Amaranthaceae.